CUUGCGCCUAUUAUGAGAUACCAAUCACCAUUUAUUUCUCCUCCUUUCACCCCCUAAAAGGAUUUGAUUCUGACUUAGUAGAGCUCGUGCGCUGAUUGAACUAUUGGAAGUAGUGUUUAGUUUGGGUGAUCGAUCGAUUUCGAUCGAUCAAGAAGAAAGAAAAUGGGGAACGAAUUGUUGGCUUUUGUGGUAAUGGUGAUUGUGCAAUUAGGUUUUGCUGGAAUGAUAAUAAUAUCAAAGUUAGUGAUGGAUGGUGGCAUGAAUCCUUUUGUUCAGUCAGCUUAUAGGCCUAUUUUUGCAACUAUCUCCAUUGCUCCCUUUGCUUUCUUCUUAGAGAGGAAAAAUAGAUCCAAGUUGACAUUCUCAAUUCUUUUCCAGAUAUUUUUGUGUUCUAUUUUCGGGAUAACAGCGAACCAAUAUGCAUGGUUCAUUGGGUUAACGAAUUCAACUCCAAUAAUUGCUUCCGCCAUUGAUAAUCUAAUCCCAGCUUUUACCUUUAUCAUAGCCGUACCCUUGGGGAUCGAAAAAUUGGGAUUAAGAAGUAUAGCAGGACAAGCCAAGUUAUUGGGGACAAUAGUAUGUGUUGGAGGGGCAAUGUUAUUGUCAUUAUAUCAUGGAAAAGUUGUUAUUGGUCAAUUGGGAUUUCACUGGAAAUAUGCAGAAAAUACAGACAAAGAUGUCAAUUCUCCCCAUUCCAACUUCUUUUUUGGACCUUUUCUACUUAUAGUGUGCAGUCUGUCUUAUGCCAUUUGGUUAAUCAUUCAGACAAGGGUAAACGAGAAGUAUGCAGCUCCCUACACAUGCAUAACGUUGAUGUGCUUAAUGGCAAGUGUGGAGAGUGUUAUCAUUGGCUUUUGCGUCGUUCCUAAACUUUCUGAAUGGGCUUUAAAUCCCAUUAGAGCUAUCUCUGUUGUCUAUAAUGGGGCUGUGAGUACAUCGCUGGUAUUUUUUCUGAGCUCAUGGUGCAUUGAGAAAAAAGGUCCUUUAUAUGUCUCAAUGUUCAAUCCAUUGCUGUUAGUUAUUUCCGCAUUUCUCAGUUGGACUUUGCUUCGUGAGAAAUUAUACCUUGGCGUAGUUUUAGGGUCAAUCGUAGUGGUGGCUGGGCUCUACGGCUUUUUGUGGGGCAAAAAGAUGGAGACAAGUGCAGAGGAUAUUGAAGUAAAUAAAGAAAAGAUGAAUCAGUUCAGUAAAUCAGUUGAUUUGGAAUUACAAUUAUCCAACUCUAAUGAACAGAUAUCAUCAGAAUUAGCCAAAACUAAACUAUGAGUACAAUUUAUGUAUAUGAUUAUGUAUUGGACAAUAUAUGAAAACCAUCUACUUUUCAUAUCGGUCAUAUAUAUGGAGUAUUUGCAAGUUGGAGUACUACUUGUAAUAAUAAGUAGAAAUGUAAUUUUAAUUUAAUAUGCUGACAUUUUUAAUGAAAAAUAACACACGAGAAAUCUUUACAA
This is a messenger RNA of Solanum dulcamara, 1448 nucleotides long. RefSeq names its product WAT1-related protein At1g09380-like. Gene Ontology annotation, molecular function: transmembrane transporter activity. Lineage: Eukaryota; Viridiplantae; Streptophyta; Magnoliopsida; Solanales; Solanaceae. The record is from RefSeq and is a predicted model, not a curated record. Bases 163 to 1266 code for a protein of 367 amino acids. The transcript is spliced from 7 exons. Gene Ontology annotation, cellular component: plasma membrane.